Molecule: messenger RNA, 366 nt
Organism: Arabis nemorensis
Lineage: Eukaryota; Viridiplantae; Streptophyta; Magnoliopsida; Brassicales; Brassicaceae
Source: the annotation of a GenBank genome assembly
AUGUCCAUUGACACGGAAUUUGGGUGGUACUACAUGGCUUGCAAAGCCURUGGUAAAAAAGUGCUACCUAUUGAUACGGAUGAAGUGAAGAACACUUUUCCAGGGAAAGUUUUUCCCAAACAGCUUUGGAAGUGCAAAACUUGCAACGCAGAUGUUGAAAKUGUGAUCCCCAGCGGUGAGGAUGAAUCAACUCCAUCCUCUAAGCGUAAAAGCAACGAGUCCAUUGAUUUGGUUGAUGAAAAUGAUGAAAACUCUUCAACCAAGAAACUUUGCAUGUCCGAUAGCAAAACAGAAGGAAUCAAAAAGGACCUUAUGAAGGAAAUUAAGAUAGAGAAGAAUGAAGAGCCUGCAAACAAAGUGGAAUAA